ACGUAAUUUUUAUCAUCAAAUGAUACGAUAUUUUAUGACAACAAUUGAUUGACUGAAAGUGUUAAACAAUUUAUGACUCAAUUAGCAGAUAAUCACUGAUUUAUCUCUAGGUUUCACUGGACAUCACUUUGUAAACCAUUACCACAGAUGACUAACUCAGAUAAUAAUUGGUUUGACUCGGAUGUGGUCAACAAAACGACCAAAGAAGUGGUCGAAACGAUCAUUGGUUCCAAUACAUACCARCACUCAGAAGUGACCAACUGGUCAAACACUAUAGUUGAACAAGUGAUGCAACAAUUGGUCAAAAAUAAUAAUAAAUUCAAAUACAUCGUUACGUGUGCUAUCAUCCAGAAGAACGGCGCCGGCCUUCAAACGGCCACAAGUUGUUACUGGGAUAACACCACUGAUGGAUAUACGACUGUCCGCUGGGAGAACAAGAGUCUCCACUCUAUUGUCCAGAUAUUUGCGGUCACUAUUUAAUAACAUUUAUUACAUAUAAAAAAUUGUUAAUUUAUUAAUAUAUUAAUCAAAUUAUUAUAUAUUAUAAAGUAUUGAAAUAUGAAUUUAAUAUUUUAUUUACCCGUAAUUAUAUCAAAUUUUUAUGUUACUAAAAGCCUAAACCACUUAACACGAUAGGUCAUUGAUGAUGAUAUGAUGUCUAACCAUUCAAAUUAUUACAAUUUGAUUCACUUGCGAUAAUCAAUUUCAUUAUUUUAUAUAAUUAACAUUAAA
Messenger RNA from Oppia nitens, 732 nucleotides. It is a transcript of the gene Dlc90F, whose product is annotated as dynein light chain Tctex-type 1-like. The transcript is spliced from 3 exons. Gene Ontology annotation, molecular function: dynein intermediate chain binding. The coding region runs from base 148 to 480 and encodes 110 amino acids. Gene Ontology annotation, cellular component: cytoplasmic dynein complex; cytoplasm. The record is from RefSeq and is a predicted model, not a curated record. Gene Ontology annotation, biological process: microtubule-based movement. Lineage: Eukaryota; Metazoa; Arthropoda; Arachnida; Sarcoptiformes; Oppiidae.